AAGUUCCUGCUUUUUUUUUUUACAUUUCCAAGGACUUGAUUGUUUCAAGAAUAAACAGCUUUCCUCUACACACGCACACAUAUAUGCAGCGUGUGUACCGAGAAGAGUGAGUUUGUUAUUUUUUUCCUCUGUGGAGACACACUCUGGGCUUGGCACCUCUGCCAUGGCCCUGGUGAGGUUCAAGGAACUGGGGGGAGAUGAACCGAUCUUAGAAGAGGAGAACUUAGACAGCGUCAAGGCCUUGACAACAAAGUUGAAGCUACAGACACGGCGCCCAUCCUACCUGGAGUGGAAAGCCCAUGUGCAAAGUCCCUCCUGGAGAAAUGGGCUGCGGGCUGGAGCUCUGAAGACCCACCUGGAGAAACAGGGUGAAGAGACAGUAGGAGAGGAGAAUCAGGCCCAGGGACCCUUGAAGUCUGUUUGUGGGUUCCCCGACAUGGGUAUGGCCUUUGAAUGGCUUCGGAUGGAACUGAGGAAGAUGCAGGCCAUGGACCACCAGCUGGCACGGCAGCUGAUGGGGCUGCGGGCCCAGAUCCAUCAGCUGAAAGUGGAGCAGGCUUGCCAUCGCCAUAAAGAGAUGCUGGAUGACGCCACCUUUGAGUUGGAGGGCUGCGAGGAGGACUCGGACUUGCUCUGCAACAUUCCUCCCAAGAUGGCCUUCCUCUUGUCUACCCCUCUCAAGCACAUUGGAGUCACACGCAUGAAUAUAAACUCCCGCCGCUUCUCCUUAUGCUGAUGGACCUUCACCUCAUUGCAUAUUUGCUUGGCGCUUGUGCCUGUUAGCAACCAGGGGGUAUCUUGGUUCCAUUGCGCACACCUGUAGAUUUUGUGCCUGUGUAGAGCAACCUAUGUCUUGCUUGACAAUCAGUGUCCUUUUGGUGAUUCACAGGCCUAAGGAGGGUCUGGCGGAGAACAAACUUCAGUCUCUCUUCAGCAGGUUCAAAGAAGGGCAAACCCAAAGUUUAGCCAGCCAAGGGACAGGGUUCACAAGCUGCAUAUCAACGUUUGUGACCUUUAAGGUCUUGUCUGCUGUGUCUCUCUGGACUGUCCUCAUGACUUGGCCAAGGACACAGGAGGGGCACUGACCUCAAGGGAAAGAAUGUUGCUCCUCAAUGUGUCUCUUUUACCUGUUCCUCAUUUAUUUUGACCUCUUAUGUUUUAAAAGCCUACUAAUUUUUAUUAUAUGCCAGUUGAUGUGGCUUUGAGAAGCUGCGGUAAGGUAAACACUUUAAAAACAGCAAUAAAAGGUGAGUCACUUGAGCAUUGUGUGUUGUUUAUGAAUGUGUAGCUUUGUGCUCUGCCAAAGCCCAGCUCCACUUCAGCUUUAGACCGGUUGGGCUUUCCAAGUGCUUUUCCCCUUUCCUCUCUAUUUACA
Notechis scutatus (mainland tiger snake) is the source of this 1375-nucleotide messenger RNA. It is a transcript of the gene FAM167B, whose product is annotated as family with sequence similarity 167 member B. The record is from RefSeq and is a predicted model, not a curated record. NCBI's taxonomy places the organism in Eukaryota, Metazoa, Chordata, Lepidosauria, Squamata, Elapidae.